Molecule: messenger RNA, 1548 nt
Organism: Alligator sinensis (Chinese alligator)
Lineage: Eukaryota; Metazoa; Chordata; Crocodylia; Alligatoridae
Gene: TAPBP
Product: TAP binding protein
Exons: 7
Coding region: 287-1186 (299 amino acids)
Source: RefSeq, a predicted model, not a curated record
CGUGUCGCAGCGCCCGGCCCUGCUCGCCCUGGGCCCCGCCGAGCCCGGCCUGCCGCUGCCCGCCGACGUGGAGCCCGGCCUGGCCUUCGCCGUCCUCGACCCAGCGGGGGCUCUACGGUCGGCGCUGCUCCUGGCUGAGGACCCCUCUGCAGCAGGAGCAAAGGCAUCAGUGGCACCCCCGGCCUGUGAGGUGUCGGGCUACACGCCCCAGGAUGCCCAUGUGCCCUGGGCUGCGGGGCUGACUCCCUGGGAGCUCUGUCCCACUGGCCUCCAUGGCCCCUGGUUCAUGGCCAGUGUCCAGGCGUCUGUCCACUAUGGCGUCAGCAGUGUCCUGCAGGCCCAGCCACCACUGCCCCAGCAACCAGAGGGGGUGACUCUGACAACCGCAGCGCUGUCCGUGUUCACCCGUACCCCCAAAACCUGCGCUCGCCUGGGCACGGACGUGCUGCUGGACUGCGGGUUCACGGCCCCGCUGGGGCCCUCCUUCUCUGUGGAGUGGCGCUAUCAGCACCGGGGCACUGGGCGUGUGCUGCUGGCCUAUGAUGGGACAGCUGCCCGCACCCACGUGGCUGAGCCAGGGGCUGAGCUCUUCCUAGGCGACAAUGUGGGGGGCAUGUACAAUGUCUCCCUGCGGCUGCGCAACGUGGGUACCCAGCACGAUGGCACCUACAUCUGCACCGUCUACCGGCCGCACCUGCACGCCCAGCAGGCCAUGCAGCUCAACGUUGCUGAGCCUCCCAAGGUGGUGCUGCACCCUGACCCAGUGGUGGUGGCUCCAGGGGCGCGGGUAGAAGUGGCCUGCGAGAUCUCGGGCUACUUCCCACUGGACGUGACUGUGACAUGGGAGCGCCGGGAGCCUGGUGGGGCAGGAGCCACAGCUGUGGCUGAGACAUGGCAGUCAGGGCACCGGCGUGGCCCCAAUGGCACCUAUGCGCUGACUAGCUUUGCCCAUCUGCUGCCUGCUCAACCUGGUGACCACGGCACCACCAUCACCUGCUCUGUGGCCCAUGUGGCCCUGCGUACCCCCCUGCACCGCCGCACCCAGCUCCACGUGGCAGGCUCUUCAGGUCCCUCCCUGGAGGACGCUGUGGGACUGUUCCUGCUUGCCUUCCUGCUGUAUGGCGCUGCACGUGCCCUGGGGGGACUCGGCUCCAAUGCUGAAGAGGAAAACAAGAAGUCAGAGUGAAGCCGGAGUGGAGCCACCCAAGGAGACCAAGGAGGGAGUUGUGGCCUCUGAGGCCCCCUGGGAUGCAACUGUGAACCCAAAGAUGAAGGCUGGGAGGGGGGCUGGCAAGGUUAAGAAAGGGCUGAUUCUCCAGAUGGCCCUGGUACACCUGUUGACACCCUCCAAACCCCUACCAGGACCCUCCUGUGCCCCGUGCCAUUACCUCUGCACUCCCACCCCUCAAUCCCCUAGCUCCCCCCACCCAGCCUACACUCCCCCUGCUCCCCCUCACCUUGCCCCUGGUGGGAGGGGGGCUUUAUAUGGAAGCAGGAGGCUGAGGUCUUCCAGUGUGUAAAUAAAGGCAUUUGUUGUGACUCCCCCAA